This is a messenger RNA of Guyanagaster necrorhizus, 600 nucleotides long. RefSeq lists its product as uncharacterized. The transcript has 6 exons. The record is from RefSeq and is a predicted model, not a curated record. The coding region runs from base 1 to 600 and encodes 199 amino acids. NCBI's taxonomy places the organism in Eukaryota, Fungi, Basidiomycota, Agaricomycetes, Agaricales, Physalacriaceae.
AUGGUUUAUUACCUGGAGUCUUUCUUUACCCCCGGAAGGGAGAAACUUUGCGCUACAGGCUUCGUGGUGGAACGUAGUCCUCCGAAACCUUGGGAUGGUGGCAUAACUUCUGCCGGAAAGCUUGCUGCAGACAUGCCUCGGUGGGGGGACCCUUCUCAUUCUCCGGUGUCUCUCCAAACUCGGCAGGGACCCGAAACUGCCAAGACACCAAAAAAUCGAUCUCAUGAUGCCGGCCGGGCCUGUGUCUCUGGCUAUAUAUAUAAGUACGGCAUCCUUUGCGAAGCCAGCUACUGCUCGCUAACCCAACCCCGUUCGUUUCAACUUGCCAUGCUUCACUUCGUGAGCGAGUGCGUCUUGAUCAUCCUCAUCGCCUACCCAAUCCUUUUCUUCCUCGUCGAGCAGCACCUUUGCUUAGCACAUCUCACCCCCAUCCUGCUCCUCGGUCUCACGGUCACCUCGACCUUGGUCAUUUCGGCGAUGUUGAACUGGAUUCUUGUGCUGUGGGGCGAGACAGAGGAGGGGGAAGACAUGUCAUGUUGUCGUGAGAAGGCGGAGGUGCUGAGCUCAGAGAACAAUUCGAUACCUGAAGGUGUCGUAUGA